GAAUGAACUCAAAAAAAGGCGGCGUCAAAUAGAUGGAUGGAUAGACGAAAGAGGAGAGCGGAGAGAGAUGGGCAGCGAACCGGAGGUGAUGAGGGAUAAGGCGGCGAUGCGGUUGUGGUCGCGGUCGCGUCGAUCGCAGGGAAAGACGGUGGCUCUCGUGCCUACCAUGGGCUUCCUUCAUGACGGGCACCUCGCUCUCAUCCGCACCGCCCACCCCCUCGCCGACCUCACCGUCGUGUCCAUCUACGUCAACCCUGGCCAGUUCGCCCCCUCCGAGGACUUUUCCACCUACCCAUCCGACCUCACCGGGGACCUGAAAAAACUCGCCGACCUUGGAAUCGUCCACGCCGUCUUCUGUCCCUCCAACCUCUACGAUUACGAGGGCGGAUUUUCGGAGAUGUCCACCGCCGAUCGUGUCAGCUCUGCCGUUUCGUGCAUCGAAGCGGAAGAUGAUGGGUCAGGACACGAGACCUGGAUCAGGGUGGAGAAGCUAGAGCGGGGAUUGUGCGGGAAGAGCAGGCCGGUCUUCUUUCGAGGAGUGGCGACCGUAGUGGCGAAGUUGUUCAACAUAGUGGAGCCUGACGUCGCGAUCUUUGGCAAGAAGGAUUAUCAGCAAUGGCGCGUCAUUUGUCGAAUGGUACGCGAUCUUGAUUAUGCAAUUAAAAUAGUUGGAUCAGAGAUUGUACGUGAAUCUGAUGGUCUUGCUAUGAGCUCUCGCAAUGUGCGGCUCUCUCCUGAAGAGCGAGUGAAGGCCUUGUCCAUCUACAACUCCAUGUCAAAAGCUAAGUACACUGCAUUGCAUGAGCAAACCACCUGCCAAGAAAUUAAAGAUAUUGUCAUUCAGAUGGUUGACAAGGCUGGUGGAAGAAUUGAUUGUGUCGAGGUAGUCGAACAAGAAAGUCUGGUAGCCGUGGAAGACAUCCGCACUCCUGUUGUGAUUUGCGUUGCAGCUUGGUUCGGCAAAGUUAGAUUGAUUGACAACAUGGAAAUCAACCCAUGUGGCAUAUAAUGAUGCAAUUGUUGGACUUGAAUCUGUGAUCAGUAGCUUGCCAGUAGUUAUCGUCGUCCUUUAGGCUUCGACCUUCAUAAACUGCAGCAUCCAGAAGUUGUUGCGCACCUUUACUUUUGAAUACAAGUAUAAAAGAUGCUUGUUGUGAUUGGUCUUCUUCCUCGUGAUACUUGUUGACAUACAUGAGAGUUGAAAAAAUCCAGGCCAGAUGUUGCCAUUUCUGAUGUCUGUAAAAUCUUUUCCUUUCCGAAUAUCAUUUUUUUUUUCAUCUUAGUAGUAUUUUUAUCUUA
Molecule: messenger RNA, 1299 nt
Organism: Zingiber officinale
Lineage: Eukaryota; Viridiplantae; Streptophyta; Magnoliopsida; Zingiberales; Zingiberaceae
Product: pantoate--beta-alanine ligase-like
Exons: 4
Coding region: 68-1009 (313 amino acids)
Biological process (GO): pantothenate biosynthetic process
Molecular function (GO): pantoate-beta-alanine ligase activity
Source: RefSeq, a predicted model, not a curated record